CGGCGCAUGCGCCGUUGCGGGCGGCGUCGAGGCGCCCGCCGUGUCCAUGGAGAGAGGCUGAGGCCGCCCCGAGCCUUCGGCCCGAGCGAGGCUGCGGGCGCCGCGACCUGGCCAUGUCGGCGUCGUUGGUCCGCGCCACGGUGCGGGCCGUGAGCAAGCGCAAGCUGCAGCCCACGCGGGCGGCGCUCACGCUGACUCCCUCGGCUGUGAACAAGAUAAAACAGCUUCUCAAAGACAAACCAGAGCACGUGGGUCUGAAAGUUGGUGUGCGAACCAGGGGCUGUAACGGCCUCUCUUACACCCUGGAGUAUACAAAGACAAAAGGAGACUCUGAUGAAGAAGUUGUUCAAGAUGGGGUCAGAGUGUUCAUCGAAAAGAAAGCACAGUUAACACUUUUAGGAACCGAAAUGGACUAUGUGGAGGACAAACUGUCCAGUGAGUUUGUUUUCAAUAACCCCAACAUCAAAGGAACUUGUGGCUGUGGUGAAAGCUUCAACAUUUGAAACCUCAGGACUCCAAGCUCCAGGAGAGCCGGGAUCUACCUGGGAGCUUACUGAAGAAAUCAUGUGGUCGUCACGUGCUCAGAGUUUAAUAAUGUGUGCCAUCUCAAGGGGAAAAUAAAGUGAUGCAUUUUGGAAAUCAAACCAGUGUGCUAAGAAUCCCAAAAACCUGGUAUCUGUUGUCUUGGAAUCUGUAUCUGAGAGACCAUUGGUUUCUUUGGGUCGCCUUCUGUACAGAAACUCCUACCCCUCUCUUAACACUGCAGUGUGCUUUGUGACCACGGAUAACAAGUGUGCACCCAUAGAUCCAGGCGGGACAGCAUAGUGGUAGCUCAUUUCCUCACAUUUGCCAUGGCCUUUUACAUUUUUAUUAGAAAUGUGGUUAUCAGGUGCCUCGUUUGCCUGCCCCUCAACAGUUCGACUUCUGAGUGAUGGUAUCAGAGGUGGGAGCUGCCAGGCCUGGUCUCAGUCCACCUCCUAGGACGAGUUUUGC
Messenger RNA from Phodopus roborovskii (desert hamster), 993 nucleotides. It is a transcript of the gene Isca1, whose product is annotated as iron-sulfur cluster assembly 1. Gene Ontology annotation, molecular function: 2 iron, 2 sulfur cluster binding. The record is from RefSeq and is a predicted model, not a curated record. Gene Ontology annotation, biological process: iron-sulfur cluster assembly. Bases 114 to 503 code for a protein of 129 amino acids. NCBI's taxonomy places the organism in Eukaryota, Metazoa, Chordata, Mammalia, Rodentia, Cricetidae. Gene Ontology annotation, cellular component: mitochondrion; cytoplasm. The transcript is spliced from 4 exons.